Impatiens glandulifera is the source of this 765-nucleotide messenger RNA. Its product is annotated as pentatricopeptide repeat-containing protein At3g02490, mitochondrial-like. The transcript has 2 exons. The coding region runs from base 1 to 765 and encodes 254 amino acids. Gene Ontology annotation, biological process: RNA splicing. The record is from RefSeq and is a predicted model, not a curated record. Lineage: Eukaryota; Viridiplantae; Streptophyta; Magnoliopsida; Ericales; Balsaminaceae.
AUGGCUUCUGUUUUCCAUGGACACUUCUCUUCCCUCCGUGAUUCUGCUCCGCCUCCAUUCAUUUCCCACUUACAUCUCCCUGAAACGUCCACUUUUCGCCGUUUCUCGACGUCCGGCCUCGCUGUCGACCAUAAUGAUUCGGAUCACGUCGCUUUGGUAUCCGAGAUCUUCUCUAAGCCAACACGAAGUAACGACGAGAUCUCGCUGGAGCUCCAAUCCAGCAAUGUGGUCAUUACCCACGAGUUGGUUUUGAAGGUUCUGAAGAGUCUUAACGCUGUCCCAGAUGCUUCCAGGAGGUUUUUUGAUUGGGUUUCCGCAACCAAAGGUGAGAAAUUGUCUUCAAAAUCUUACAAUUUAAUGUUGGGUAUUUUGGGUGUUAAUGGGUUAGUCGAUGGAUUCUGGGACUUGGUUGAUGUUAUGAAGAAGAUGGGAUAUGGAGUGUCUAAGGGAACACAGGUUAAGGUUUUAGGAAAAUUUGAUAAAGAAGGGAUGCAGAUUGAUUCAGAGAAGCUAAAAGAAUUAUAUGCGUGUGGGUCAUUGGACAAUUCUAUUGAAAAGGUCAGUUCAAGAAUUUGUAAGUUGAUUAGACAAGAACUGUGGGGGGAGGAAGUUGAGAAUCGAUUGCGGGAAUUGAAUAUUGAUUAUUCCAGCGAUUUGGUUGCAAUGGUUUUGGAAAGCCUUGGAACAAAACCAAACAAAUCUUUGAUAUUCUUCCGAUGGGUUGAAGAGAGCAGUUUGUUCAAGCAUGAUGAAGAGAACUUAUAA